AUGGAUAAGAUACCAGCAAAGUACCUAAUUCAAAAGGGACGUAUAGUGACCACCUGGUCUAUAUGGCCGGUGAAGGAGCGGGUCUCGAUCUUGCGCUGUUUCAACUGCCUAGAGUUUGGCCAUAGAGCUGAAAGGUGUACUGGAGCAGACAGGAGAGGUGAAUGCAGGAACUGUGGCCAGGCAGGACACCAGCGGAAAGACUGCAAGAACACCUCGUUUUGCACUACCUGCAAGACAGCUGGACAUCGAGCAGACCAAAUUAGAUCCGACAAAAAAGCCUCGGCUACCCAAACUAUUUGCAACCCAACGGCAGCUAAAAACCUACGUGAAAUGAACAGAAUUAUCGCUGCUGCUAUUAGCGACCAAACAGAUUUUAAGGACCUACACGCCAUGAUCUAUGCUGGGGCGUUCGCGGUUCUAAAGCUAAACGAUCAGAGACCUACAGAUGUUACAAGUCGGAAAGGAACUAAAAGGCAGCCAGCUUGGGAAAGGAGGCUAAGCAAGAACAUAGAUAAUAUCAGGAGCGAUAUAGCUAUCCUAACGCAGUACCAAAAACCGACAUACAGCCAAAGAGUGAAAAAGAAAGGGGACACAAUAAUGCGACGAUAUACAUCGGAAGAAAACCCAACCAUAGUCGAAGUUUUGGACCUUCUAAAGCAGAGACUAUUAGCCUUAUCUCAAAGAGUGAAGAGAUAUAAGAAGAGCAGCCAACGUCGUAAACAAAACAUCCUAUUUCAUAGAAAUCAGAGAGCAUUUUAUAAAUCUGUGGGCAAAGAAUCAGAUCGUACACUACAAGGAAAAACAUCAUUUCCUAACACAGAAGACAUAAGACACUUCUGGAGCGGUAUAUGGAGCAACCCCAGAGAACACAGAACAGCGCAUUGGUAUCAGCAAGAGAAGGCUAGAACUUCCAUACAAGCAAUGCUGUCUUGGACCAUAACUAAGGAUGAUGUAGUGAAAGCAAUAGGUAGGACUUCCAAUUGGAGAGCUCCAGGGCCAGAUGGUGUUCACAAUUACUGGAUAAAGGCAUUUACUUCCACCCACCAACAACUUGCGAAAUGCUACUCAACAUUCCUCGAGAGGCCGGAAACUAUCCCAGAAUUUCUAACAACAGGAGUUACAUACCUGAUCCCAAAAACUGAACAAUAUACUGCUGAUCCCGCAAAAUACAGGCCAAUUACUUGCCUUUCUACAGCGUAUAAACUCCUUACUGCUAUAUGGCUGACAAAGUACAUAAUCAUUUGGAACGUAACAACUUAUUGGAUGAGGAACAGAAGGGAUGUCGGAAGGGCUCAAGAGGAUGUAAAGAACAACUGA
Molecule: messenger RNA, 1317 nt
Organism: Acanthoscelides obtectus
Lineage: Eukaryota; Metazoa; Arthropoda; Insecta; Coleoptera; Chrysomelidae
Source: the annotation of a GenBank genome assembly